UCUUCAUAUCAAUCCACCUUCAAAACCGUUCGGUAAAUCUGCGUCGUCGUGAAGAAGAAGAAAGAAGAGAUCGAUCGAUCGCGUUUCAUCUUCUUCUUUCUUCUCUGGUCGCGUUUCACCUUCAUCUUCAUCAUGUUCAUCGAGAAUUUCAAGGUUGAGAGUCCGAAUGUCAAGUACACCGAGACUGAGAUUCAGUCCGUGUACAAUUACGAAACCACCGAACUCGUUCAUGAGAACAGAAAUGGUUCUUAUCAGUGGAUUGUUAAACCUAAAUCUGUCAAAUAUGAAUUCAAAACCAGUACCAAUGUUCCUAAAUUGGGGGUAAUGCUUGUGGGUUGGGGUGGAAACAACGGUUCAACUCUCACCGGUGGUGUUAUUGCUAACAAAGAGGGUAUUUCAUGGGCAACGAAGGAUAAGAUUGAACGAGCUAAUUACUUUGGCUCUCUCACCCAAGCCUCUGCUAUCAGAGUUGGUUCUUUCCAGGGAGAGGAAAUCUAUGCGCCGUUCAAGAGUUUGCUUCCAAUGGUCAACCCUGAUGACGUUGUGUUUGGGGGAUGGGAUAUCAGUGACAUGAACCUGGCUGAUGCCAUGGGCAGGGCGAGGGUGUUCGACAUUGAUUUGCAGAAGCAGUUGAGGCCUUACAUGGAAUCCAUGGUUCCACUCCCUGGAAUUUAUGACCCCGAUUUCAUUGCUGCCAACCAAGGUGACCGCGCCAAUAACGUUAUCAAGGGCACUAAGAAAGAGCAAAUUCAACAAAUCAUCAAAGACAUUAAGGAAUUUAAGGAAGCCAGCAAAGUGGACAGGGUUGUCGUCCUGUGGACUGCCAACACAGAGAGGUUUAGUAAUUUAGUUGUGGGACUUAACGAUACCAUGGAGAAUCUCUUGGCUUCCGUGGACAGAAAUGAGGCUGAGAUUUCUCCUUCAACAUUGUAUGCCAUUGCUUGUGUUAUGGAGAAUAUUCCUUUCAUCAAUGGAAGCCCUCAGAACACUUUUGUCCCAGGGCUGAUUGAUCUUGCUAUCAAGAAAAACAGUUUGAUUGGUGGAGAUGACUUCAAGAGUGGUCAAACCAAAAUGAAGUCUGUGUUGGUGGAUUUCCUUGUGGGGGCUGGUAUCAAGCCAACAUCAAUAGUGAGUUACAAUCAUCUGGGAAACAAUGAUGGCAUGAAUCUCUCAGCUCCGCAAACCUUCCGCUCCAAGGAAAUCUCCAAGAGCAACGUCGUUGAUGAUAUGGUCAACAGCAAUGCCAUCCUCUAUGAGCCUGGUGAACAUCCAGACCAUGUUGUAGUAAUUAAGUAUGUGCCUUACGUGGCGGACAGCAAGAGAGCCAUGGAUGAGUACACUUCUGAGAUAUUCAUGGGUGGAAAGAACACAAUUGUGUUGCACAACACGUGCGAGGAUUCGCUGUUAGCUGCUCCAAUCAUCUUGGACUUGGUUCUCCUUGCUGAGCUUAGCACUCGAAUCCAGUUUAAAUCUGAAGCUGAGGACAAGUUUCACUCAUUCCACCCAGUUGCUACCAUCCUCAGUUAUCUGACCAAGGCUCCUCUGGUUCCUCCAGGCACACCCGUGGUGAAUGCAUUGUCAAAGCAGCGAGCAAUGCUGGAAAACAUCCUGAGAGCUUGUGUUGGAUUGGCUCCUGAGAAUAACAUGAUCCUCGAGUACAAGUGAAACAUGGGUAGAAAUAGAAUGUAGUUGGAGUUCUCUAGCUGAAUGCUGAGAAAAUUUGUCUCCUUUUCCCCUAUCGUUGAGAAUGUGUUUGCUAAAUGUUUUCACAAGUGUAAUAUUUUGAUUGUCUUUGCUCCCAAGUGCUCAAUAGCAUAUUUUGCUUUCUAGUGAAGUGAAUGUAUAAAUUUGUGUUCUCA
Molecule: messenger RNA, 1859 nt
Organism: Lotus japonicus
Lineage: Eukaryota; Viridiplantae; Streptophyta; Magnoliopsida; Fabales; Fabaceae
Product: inositol-3-phosphate synthase
Exons: 10
Coding region: 133-1665 (510 amino acids)
Biological process (GO): phospholipid biosynthetic process; inositol biosynthetic process
Cellular component (GO): cytoplasm
Molecular function (GO): inositol-3-phosphate synthase activity
Source: RefSeq, a predicted model, not a curated record